AUGGACAUCGAGUCCAGACUAAAGGCAUACCGAUUCGUCGGCUAUGCUGCCGUCUUUUUCUCCGCUCUUGCUGUACUUUCCAUCUGCGUUACUCUGCCAAUAGUCUACAAUUAUGUACGACAUGUUCGACGUAAUGCAAAUUUGGAAUUGAUGCAGUGUAAGCUAUCAGCGGAAGAUCUUCGAUCAGAUGUCUACAAAAUGCCUCCCGCAAAUCGUUCUACAAGAGCAGUCGAUAUAGAAGAAGCCGCUAUCCCGACCGUCACAGCUACGAAUGGAAACGGAAACGGAAACGGGGGUGGGAACGGGAAUGGAAACAGUUGCCACGGCUGCUGCUUGCCAGGUCCUCCCGGUCCGCCUGGUCCACCUGGUAGGCCAGGAAAGCCCGGAAAGGCAGGAACACCUGGACUGCCCGGAAACCCUGGUCGUCCACCUCAACAACCAUGUGAACCGAUCACUCCUCCCCCAUGCAAGCCGUGCCCACCAGGUCCACCUGGACCCCCAGGACCUCAAGGACCGCCAGGAAAUCCGGGACCUCAAGGACCUGUCGGCGAAGCGGGACCUGCUGGUCCUGUUGGUCCUCAAGGAAUGAAGGGAUCGCCAGGCAGUCAAGGACCAAUGGGAGCAGUAGGUGACCAGGGUCCACCCGGUGAACCUGGUGUGAGCGGAGACCCGAAACCCGGUGCACCGGGACAGCCAGGUCCGAUUGGGCCGCCGGGUAAUACUGGUCCUCCAGGACUACCUGGAAAGGAUGGAGAACCUGGUGAACCAGGCGAGAAAGGACCUCCAGGACCUCCUGGAAAACCAGGUCUGGAUGGUAUGCCUGGACUCCCUGGACAACCUGGAACUGACGGAAAUGCUGGAGAGCCUGGAGUGUGCCCCAAGUAUUGUGCCAGAGAUGGAGGCGUGUUCUUCGAAGAUGGAUCACGCCGUUGA
This is a messenger RNA of Haemonchus placei, 933 nucleotides long. The record is from the annotation of a GenBank genome assembly. Lineage: Eukaryota; Metazoa; Nematoda; Chromadorea; Rhabditida; Trichostrongylidae.